AAAGAGACCGGUUGCAAGCUGAGCGGAAUCUAUGAUGACUGCCGAAACCAGUAAAGGACCCGCUGUGGGCAUGCGACAUGUCCAGGCCCUACUGAUCUUCCUCAACAUAACGAUCAUGUUCAUCGGACGCCUGAAUGUGGGCGUGUCCGUGGUGGCCUUGACCAAUGCAGAGUCCACGAAUCCGGAUUUUCCCGAAUACAACUGGACGGAGGCAGAGAAGUCCUACAUCCUGUCCAGCUUCUUCUGGGGCUACAUCUUCACCCAGUUCCUGGGCGGCUAUCUCUGCAAGCGCUAUGGCGUGAAGAGCGUCAUGUUCUGGGGAGUCUUUGGAUCCGGUGUCUGCAGCACUUUAACUCCUCUCUUCAUUGGCUUUGGAGAAUGGCAGGCCUACUGUGGCAUUCGAGUGAUAAUGGGACUGGCCCAGGGAGUGGUGUUCCCCUGCAUCCACCAGCACCUGGCCAGAUGGUCACCUCCCAAGGAGAGGAAUCGCUUGGGUGCUCUCAGUCACACGGGAAUCGAGUGUGGCAACGUGAGUGCCAUGUUUCUCAGCGGAAUGAUUGCCAAAAGCUCCAUUGGCUGGCCAGGAGUCCAGUAUGUCUCUGCAGGCCUAGCCUUCUUCUGGUGCGCCGUUUGGUUCGUAUUUGCGGCCAACAAUCCCACAGAAUCUCGCUUUAUUGGCGAACGGGAACUCGGCUAUAUCGAGUCGUCGCUGAAGCACAAUGAGAAGUAUCACAAGACCAUUAUCCCCAUUCCCUGGAAGGCCAUUUGGACGUCUGCUCCAUUCCUGGCCCUGCUGACAGCCCGAUGCUGUGAGAACUGGGGGUUGAGCACGCUGCAGGCCGAGAUUCCGUCGUACAUGAACGGUGUCCUGGACAUGGACAUGAAGAGCAAUGCUUUCUUUUCCGCUCUGCCCUUCCUGGCCAUGUGGUGCAUGUCGUACGUCUACUUGGUCACGGCUGAGGUUCUCUUGAACAAGAAGCUGGUUAGUCUGACUGUGCUAAGGAAGACCUACAACUCGAUAGCCUUCUGGAUUCCCUGCGCCACUUUGAUUGGCAUCGGAUUCCUGGACAAGGAGCAAAAGAACUACGCAAUAGCCCUCAUGACCAUCAGCGUGGGUGUGAAUAGUGCUCAGACCAUUGGCAGUGUCCUGAACACUAUCGAUCUAUCGGCCAAUCAUGCCAGCAUACUGAUGGGCAUUGUUAAUACAGCUGCCAACUUUGUGCCCAUAGCCACGCCUCUGGUUGUGGGUUGGAUUGUGGAGGAUAAUUCUGAUCGCACUGAGUGGCAAAUCAUCUUUAUUAUCGCCGCCGUUGUCUUUUUUGUGGGCAACUGCGUCUAUGUUAUCUUCGGAACUGCUGUAAUUCAGCCCUGGGAUGCGGAGGACUACCUUCAGCUAAAGCAACCCGAACUGGCCAAGGAACCAGCGGUCACUGGGGCAGCCAAAGAACCCUCCUCUUUGAGUGUCGAUGAAAAGCCAAAGCUAAAGUCCACAAGCAGAUAGUAACAAACCCUUACAAGUCCAAUUAGUUUAUAGUUUUUGUUAUGUAAAUAAAGUACAAGUACUCUUUAA
Drosophila kikkawai is the source of this 1570-nucleotide messenger RNA. Its product is annotated as putative inorganic phosphate cotransporter. NCBI's taxonomy places the organism in Eukaryota, Metazoa, Arthropoda, Insecta, Diptera, Drosophilidae. Gene Ontology annotation, cellular component: membrane. The record is from RefSeq and is a predicted model, not a curated record. Gene Ontology annotation, molecular function: transmembrane transporter activity. Gene Ontology annotation, biological process: monoatomic anion transport; transmembrane transport.